AUGGGUGAUAUUGAAUCAGGCGAGGCCGUUUCCACUGAGAAAAGGUAUAGUGUGUCCACUAUCCAGAAUCUCCACUUUUUUGACCCCUUUGCUGAUGCAAAUAAGGGUUAUGAUCUGCUUCCUGCUGGCACUGAGGAUUAUACACAUAUAAUAAUUCAACAGAGAAACAGCAGGAACACCCUCACUACUGUCCAAGGGAUCACUGAUGAUUACAAUACAAAGGAACUGGUGAAGGUGUUUAAAAAGAAAUUUGUCUGCAAUGGUACUGUAACGGAGCAUCCAGAACGUAGAGAAGUCAUUCAGCUACAGGGUGACCAGAGCAGGAACAUAUGCUAGUUCCUGAUGGAGAAACUUAAGGACCACCAGCUGAAGGUUCAUGGCUUUUAA
Molecule: messenger RNA, 387 nt
Organism: Manis pentadactyla (Chinese pangolin)
Lineage: Eukaryota; Metazoa; Chordata; Mammalia; Pholidota; Manidae
Product: eukaryotic translation initiation factor 1-like
Biological process (GO): translational initiation
Cellular component (GO): eukaryotic 43S preinitiation complex
Molecular function (GO): translation initiation factor activity; RNA binding; ribosomal small subunit binding
Source: RefSeq, a predicted model, not a curated record